Tilletiaria anomala UBC 951 is the source of this 1055-nucleotide messenger RNA. RefSeq lists its product as uncharacterized. Gene Ontology annotation, molecular function: phosphatidylinositol binding. Bases 162 to 1025 code for a protein of 287 amino acids. Lineage: Eukaryota; Fungi; Basidiomycota; Exobasidiomycetes; Georgefischeriales; Tilletiariaceae. The transcript has a single exon. The record is from RefSeq and is a predicted model, not a curated record.
GUCCAUCCGUACUUGACAAUAGUUCGAGGUGGGCGGUCAUCGACGUAGCCACAUACAAGCGUCGGAAAGCAAAUGAAGCGCAUGGACAGCCCAUCUGUGCGCAGCAGUAAAGCAAGCUUCCUUGCUUGCGCGAUCAGCUUCCAUUGCACGGACCAGUGACUAUGUCGGCCAACGGCAGGAGUAGCAACAGCAGCACUGUCCAGUCGGUCACGAUCGAAUCGUUUGUGGAACGCGCCACUCCAGCCCCGGAACACAUCGCAUAUGUCAUCGUCGUCAAGCUGCCUGUGCAGUCCUGGAGAAUACUACGCCGCUACUCAGACUUUGCAUCGCUUGAGAAGCAGCUUCAAUCACAGCCGGCACCGCAAGGAGCAGGCCGGGCUGCCCCCGCACAACUUCCCCCCAAAAGGGCCGUACAGCAUACACUCAGCAUCCUCUCACGCUCCAAUACCAUCUCAUUACAAAAACAAUUAGCGGAAGGGCGCCUGCCUGAGCUGCGAGCAUGGCUCAAAGCAAUCUUGGACAGCCAGGAUCCAAUUUGGAGAAGUUCAUAUGCAUUUCGUCAAUUCCUGGAGUUGCCGAAAGACGCGCAGUUCCAAAUAGCGCAGGCGGACACGUCUGGCUACUCCUCCUCAUCGGCCAGUGCUGGAGCGCGAUCGUCAUCGCAAGCAAGUUCAUCGAUGACCAAAGGCGAAUCGCAUGCAGCCGCAAGGACAAGCUCGGCGCCACAUUCUUCGGGUGGGAUACGAAGGCUUGGCGCCCGGUCUAUGGAAGUCAGAGAGACGGACGACACCCGUGCAUUAGACAAUCCAGAUUUGUUGGCAUCGCAGGCCGCUCAGAUGGAUGCCCAAGACCAGCAGCUCGGCCGCCUAGCGAAUGUCCUUCGAAGACAGCGAGAGAUAGGGCUCGCAAUCAACCACGAGCUUGCGGAACAGAGCGAAUUGCUACAGCAGUUGGACACCGAAGUUGUCGUCAUGCAAGAAAAGGUGUGCAAGGGCGAGGACAAGAUGAAGAGACUCGGUGGAUGAAAUUAGGAAGAGACGGUGCUUUGCAGGCGA